This is a messenger RNA of Umbelopsis ramanniana AG, 1386 nucleotides long. RefSeq lists its product as uncharacterized. Lineage: Eukaryota; Fungi; Mucoromycota; Umbelopsidomycetes; Umbelopsidales; Umbelopsidaceae. Bases 23 to 1273 code for a protein of 416 amino acids. The record is from RefSeq and is a predicted model, not a curated record. Gene Ontology annotation, molecular function: 3-methylbutanoyl-CoA dehydrogenase activity; flavin adenine dinucleotide binding. Gene Ontology annotation, biological process: L-leucine catabolic process. The transcript has 7 exons.
AGGUUUUUCUCCUUCCCCUUCCAUGUUGUCUUCUAUAUUAUCUCGCUCAGCCAAACAAACCACUCGUUCAUGGCUCAAGCCUGCUCUCCACAGGAGAACGAUAAUUUCAGCUACUUACAACGCUGCCGUUGCUGGCUUGACGACUGAGCAAGCUGAGCUUCGAGAAGCUGUGCAUCAAUUUGCCCAAUCUGAAUUAGCCCCCCGUGCCACGGAAAUUGACAAGGACAACACCUUUCCAAUGGAUAUGUGGAAGAAGUUCGGAGAUAUGGGCCUUUUGGGUAUUACAGCUCCAGAAAAGUAUGGCGGUUUAGGAUUGGGCUACAUGGAACAUACCUUUGUUAUGGAGGAAAUUUCUCGAGCAAGCGGAUCAGUUGCCUUGAGUUACGGUGCCCAUUCCAACCUCUGUGUCAACCAAAUUGUUAGAAACGGUAAUGAGGAACAAAAGCAAAAAUACCUCCCCAAGUUGAUCAGUGGUGACCAUGUUGGUGCCUUAGCCAUGUCUGAGCCUGGUUCUGGGUCUGAUGUUACCAGCAUGAGACUACGCGCCGAGAAGAAGGGUGAUAAAUACAUCUUGAACGGCAACAAGUUCUGGAUCACAAAUGGUCCCGAUGCUGAUGUGUUGGUUGUAUAUGCCAAGACGGAUCCUCAGGCUGGUGCUAGAGGAAUUACUGCUUUCUUGAUUGAAAAGGGCUUCAAGGGCUUUUCUACUGCUCAAAAACUUGACAAAUUGGGCAUGCGCGGUUCCAACACCUGUGAACUUAUAUUCGAGGAUUGUGAAGUACCAGCCGAGAAUGUCCUCGGACAAGUAGGAAAGGGUGUCUAUGUUCUUAUGAGUGGAUUGGACUUGGAGCGACUAGUCUUGUCUGGUGGACCAUUGGGUCUCAUGCAAGCUGCCUUGGAUAUCACCGUUCCAUAUGUUCAUGAGCGAAAACAGUUUGGUCAAGCUAUUGGCGAGUUCCAACUUGUCCAAGGAAAGGUUGCUGACAUGUACACUAAGCUCAAUGCAUCAAGAGCCUAUGUGUAUGCUGUAGCUCGCGCUUGUGACAAUGGACAAGUCAGCAACAAGGAUUGUGCUGGUGUUAUUCUUUAUUCUGCUGAACGCGCUACUGAAGUCGCCUUGGAUGCUAUCCAAUGCCUUGGCGGAAAUGGAUAUAUCAAUGACUUUCCCACUGGUCGCAUUCUGCGAGAUGCCAAACUCUAUGAGAUUGGCGCCGGUACCAGUGAAAUUCGUCGCAUGCUUAUCGGUAGAGAAUUUAACAAACUAUACAAGUAAAGUAGACGAUGGAUUUGACAUUUAGACAUUCCUGUUACAAUAUCUACCAUAGAUGACAUUUGGCUUCGGUGUUCAUUGGCGCUUUUGGAGGGCAUUUGAAAGCUUUGGCGAAU